CCGUGGGCGCAAACCAAAAUUACGAAUCGCACUCUGCACCAUCUAGCCCAACAAAAUACAACUCCCAGCGCACGUUAGCAAAGAGCACCUCGAAUUCCAUUCCAGAACGAAAACAUUAAGGCGCGAACCAAAACAGUUUAUUUCAAAUCCAAUCCCAUGCGGUUGUUUCCUCCGCGCGCCUCCUCCAUCAUGACAACUCCAACCGCAUCCGGCUCGGGUUCCGUCGUCUGGUUCCGGAAAGGUCUUCGGAUCCACGACAACCCUGCUCUCGAGUUCGCUUCCCGAGGAGCUUCAAAUCUCUACCCUGUCUUCGUCAUCGACCCGCAUUACAUGAAACCCGACCCGUACGCUUCCUCACCCGGAUCCUCCCGCGCCGGUCUCAACCGCAUCAAUUUCUUGCUCCAGAGCCUUCGCGACCUUGAUCUUAACCUGAAGAAACUCGGUUCAAGACUCUUGAUUCUUAAGGGUGACCCUGCCGAAGUUCUCAUUCAAUGCUUGAAACAGUGGAAUGUCAAGAAGUUAUGCUUUGAGUAUGACACUGAACCAUAUUAUCAGGCUCUGGAUAUUAAAGUUAAGAGCUUUGCCGUUGCGGCAGGAAUUGAAGUUUUCUCUCCUGUAAGUCACACACUCUUCAAUCCAAUGGACAUUAUACAGAAGAAUGGAGGGAAGCCGCCGCUUAGUUAUCAAUCAUUUGUCAAGCUUGCUGGGGAUCCGCCUUCCCCUCUUUUGACCGAGCUAUCUUCACUUCCUCCAGUAGGCCAUCUUGGAGGCUGUGAUAUUUUUGAAGUUCCAACAGUCGAAGACCUUGGAUAUGAAGAUGCUAAACAGGAUGAGUUUUCUCCUUUCAAAGGUGGUGAAUCAGAAGCAUUGAAGAGGUUGGAAGAAUGCAUGAAAGACAAGAAGUGGGUGGCAAACUUUGAGAAGCCAAAGGGCAAUCCAGCUGCAUUCCUUAGGCCCGCAACAACUAUUUUAUCACCUUACUUGAAAUUUGGUUGUCUCUCUUCCAGAUAUUUCUACCAUUGCAUUCAAGAUGCAUAUAAAAGUGUGUCAAAGCAUACAUCUCCACCUGUUUCUCUUCUAGGACAGUUGUUAUGGCGAGACUUCUUUUACACAGCAGCUUUUGGGACUCCAAAUUUUGAUAGGAUGAGAGGCAACAGGAUUUGCAAGCAGAUUCCUUGGAAGGAUGAUGAUAAAUUGUUGGAGGCUUGGAGGGAGGCUAGGACAGGGUUUCCUUGGAUUGAUGCUAUCAUGGUCCAGCUACGUCAAUGGGGUUGGAUGCAUCAUUUGGCACGACAUUCUGUUGCAUGUUUUCUCACGCGAGGUGAUCUGUUUGUUCAUUGGGAAAAAGGACGUGAUGUCUUUGAGAGGCUUCUGAUUGAUUCAGAUUGGGCGAUUAAUAACGGAAACUGGAUGUGGCUCUCAUGUUCAUCUUUCUUUUAUCAGUAUAAUCGGAUUUAUUCCCCAAUCACAUUUGGGAAGAAGUAUGACCCCAAUGGGGAUUAUAUUAGGCAUUUUCUCCCAGUCUUAAAAGCAGAUAUGCCCAAACAGUACAUUUAUGAACCUUGGACUGCUCCUAUAAGCAUCCAGACCAAAGCAAAUUGCAUAAUUGGCAAAGACUACCCAAUGCCAGUUGUUUCUCAUGAUUUAGCAAAUAAAGAGUGUCGAAGGAAAAUGGGGGAGGCAUAUGCAUUGAAUAGAAAAUUGAAUGGUUUGGUUAGUGAAGAUGAGCUGAAACACUUGAGAAGGAAAUUAGAUGCAGGUGAAGAGCAAGAGGCUAAAGCUAAAAGAUCUAGGCAACAGCUGAUUGGCUGACUGAAAAAUUUAGUUUUUUCUUCUUCUUUCAAUUCUCAUGUUUUGAGUUGCAAUUUAUGCAUGUUUGAAGUAUUAUUUUGUAUCAUGACGUCUUGUAUCACACUUGUAUAUAAUGUAGUUCAUAUCAUAUAUAUGCUAAACUGACAAUUGUCUAA
This is a messenger RNA of Lotus japonicus, 1967 nucleotides long. RefSeq names its product (6-4)DNA photolyase. Gene Ontology annotation, molecular function: DNA binding; FAD binding. The record is from RefSeq and is a predicted model, not a curated record. Lineage: Eukaryota; Viridiplantae; Streptophyta; Magnoliopsida; Fabales; Fabaceae. The transcript has 14 exons. Gene Ontology annotation, biological process: circadian regulation of gene expression; entrainment of circadian clock by photoperiod. Bases 157 to 1812 code for a protein of 551 amino acids. Gene Ontology annotation, cellular component: nucleus; cytoplasm.